Molecule: messenger RNA, 288 nt
Organism: Phycomyces blakesleeanus NRRL 1555(-)
Lineage: Eukaryota; Fungi; Mucoromycota; Mucoromycetes; Mucorales; Phycomycetaceae
Exons: 3
Biological process (GO): DNA-templated transcription
Cellular component (GO): RNA polymerase I complex; RNA polymerase III complex
Molecular function (GO): protein dimerization activity; DNA binding; DNA-directed RNA polymerase activity
Source: RefSeq, a predicted model, not a curated record
GACCAGACCGCCAUGACUUUCUGUUUCAAGGAAGAAGACCAUACUAUCGGAAACUCAUUGAGACACAUGAUCAACAAAAACCCCGAAGUUGACCUUUGCGGUUACUCUAUUCCUCACCCUUCCGAAGCUAAAUUGCACCUCCGUAUCCAGACCACAAACCGUACUACCGCGAUAGACGCUCUCAAGAAAGGUCUUGAAGAUUUGACUGAUAUGUGCGAUCACAUCUUCAAGACAUACGAAGACGAGCUUGCCAAGAAAGAUUAUGAAGUGUGGGAGGAAAUAUCAUAG